GGUCCUAACGAGCUAUAUAAUCGAACCGAUAUCACGCUCAGAUUAUAUUUAUACAUUUUCCGUAGUCGUGUCCGCGUAACUGAGAGUGAUAAACUUGUGAAGAUGGCGCCAGUGGUAACACAACUACCGAUUAAUGCAUGCAGCCUGGGCGAGGGUCCGCACUGGGACAGUGAUGACAACUCCUUGUACUUCGUGGACAUAGUCAAGGCCACUAUUAACAAGUAUGAAGCUGACACUGGCAAACACGUUGAAGCUAAGCUAGAUGUGACGUCACAUUUUAUUAUACCAGUCGAAGGUAAGAAGCACCACUUCGUGAUCACUCAAGGCCGCAAAGUGGUGGAGAUCAAGUGGACUGCAGACGAGAACCCUCCCAAAAUCUUGAGAACUAUCACAGAGACGGAACCCGAAUUCCCGAAACAUGUGCUGAAUGACGGCAAAGCGGAUCCUUUGGGAAGACUGUUUACUGGAAUUAUUGUUGAUGACGUUCUCGCUCCUAACAGAGCAAAGGAUGGAUCCCUGUACCGCAUCGACCCUGACGGCACCACAAACAAAGUGGCGUCGGGCAUCGUUUGCUCCAACGGGCUUUGUUGGGACCUCAAGGAGAAAGCCUUCUAUUACAUAGACUCUUUGACCUUCACUGUCCAAAGAUUUGACUACGACGUUGAGACUGGAAACAUCUCGAAUCCUACAGUUGCGUUUUCAUUUGAAAAACAUGGAUUGACGAGCUCUCCAGACGGCAUGACCAUCGAUACCGACGGGAACCUGUGGGUCGCUGCUUUCUGGGAAACAGGUAUGCUGAAAAUAGAUCCAAGACAAAAUAAGGUUGUGGAAAAGAUCCCCCUCCCAGUGGCGCAGGUGGCGUCGGCGACCUUUGGAGGUCCAAACCUGGACGUGUUAUACGUGACCACUGCGAGCUUAGCCUUGGAAGGCAGACCGGAACAGCAUCCCCCGGCGGGGUCAACGUACGCCAUCACAGGGAUGAACGCGAGGGGUUAUCCUAAUCUUAAAGUCAGGCUAUAUUAGUGGUCGACACUAGGAAACGAAGCAAAAAACUUCUAUAAGGGUCAGAUCCAACAGAUGUGCCUAUUUCGUUGAAUCCCUGAAGGAAUGUGAUUGACAUUUACGGUUUAACGGAAACUGAAGAAACCUGUGAUAAUUUUUAAUAACUUUAUUUUCAUUAAACAAACGAUUAGUAACCAUAA
Molecule: messenger RNA, 1202 nt
Organism: Trichoplusia ni (cabbage looper)
Lineage: Eukaryota; Metazoa; Arthropoda; Insecta; Lepidoptera; Noctuidae
Product: regucalcin-like
Exons: 6
Coding region: 103-1023 (306 amino acids)
Biological process (GO): L-ascorbic acid biosynthetic process
Molecular function (GO): enzyme regulator activity; calcium ion binding; gluconolactonase activity
Source: RefSeq, a predicted model, not a curated record